AUGGGCUGUUGUUAGGGACAUUAAAAUGGUUAGAAAAUACAAUAUUUUAGAUAUGAAUUAAUUAACAGAAUUAGCUAAGGAGUUGACUGAAUAUCAGUAACCAGAAUAUUUUGCUGAUAUUUUAGAUUUGAAAACAUAAAAUAAAUUAAAGGAUAAAAUGAAUGACUAAGAAAAGGAUUUAGAACAGACACCAAAAAAAGAGACUAACUAUUCUUAAGAUAUGAAAAGUGGAAAAAAAGAAAAUAAUUAAGAUUCUAAAUCAUAAAAUAAGUUAUAAGUAUAAGAGAAAUAAUGGACAAUUAAAUAAAAUAUGUUUGUUAGAAUUAAUUCAAAAAAAAAUGUAAAUGAAUUUUACACUGUAAAAGAAAUGAUUGGAUAAGGAGGGUUUGGAAAAGUAUAUAAAGUAGUUCAUAGAUAAACUGGUUUUAUUAAUUCUUAUAUUUAGGUAUGGUGAGAGCUAUGAAAUUGAUCUUAAAAUCUAAAUUGAAAAAAGAAGAUUAAGAAAAAUUAUUAGAAGAAACUAAUAUUUUAAUGGAUAUUGAUCAUCCAAAUAUUGUCAAAUUAUAUGAAAUGUAUUAAGAUGAUAAUUCUUAUUAUUUAAUCAGUGAAUAUUGUGAUGGUAAAACUAUUAAAAAUCUUCUAUGAAGGUGGUGAAUUAUUCGAAAAAAUUAAAUUUGUUCAAACCUUAACUGAAAAAGAAAUAGCUAACUAUAUGAAAUAAAUCUUAACAGCUGUGGCAUAUUGUCAUUCAAAAGGCAUUGUACACAGAGAUUUGAAACCUGAGAAUAUAUUGUUUGAUUCUAAAAAUCAAGGUGCUUCUUUAAAAAUAAUUGAUUUUGGAGCAAGUGCUAAAUUAAUUAAUGAUGAAAAAUUAAAAAAAAGAAUUGGAACAGUAUAAUAUAUAAAUUAUUUAAGCCAUUUUAUGUUGCUCCAGAAGUUUUGAAUGGUAGUUAUGAUGAAAAAUGUGAUAUUUGGUCUUUAGGAGUUAUACUGUAUGUUUUGCUUUGUGGAUAUCCUCCUUUCUUUGGACAUAGUGAAGGAGAAGUAUUAGCCAAAGUUAGAAAAGGAACCUAUUAAUUUGAUAGUAAUGAUUGGUCUAGAGUAUCUAUGCAAGCUAAAGAUUUGAUAAGAAGAAUGUUGUUUUAUGAUCCCUCAUCUCGUAUUAGUGCAUCAGAUGCUCAAUAACAUAGUUGGAUAGCCAACAAUAAAGCUAAGGGAUUAGUCAAUAAUAUUAGUUUAAAAAGAUUAUAAGAUUUUGAUUCCAAGAAUAAACUAAAAUAUGCAAUUUUAUAAUUCAUAACAGUUUAAGUUAUUUAAAGUUAAGAAAAAGAUGAUUUAUUAAAGACUUUCUAAGAUAUUGAUAAAAAUGGAGAUGGAACUGUAAGCAAAGAAGAAUUAUUAGCUGGUACAUAAUCAUAUAAUCUUAGCCUAUAUGAAAAUAUAUAAAGGAGAUUCUAUUUCAGCUUAAUAAGUUGUAGAAGAAUUAUUUCCAUAACUAGAUGCUAAUAAAUCUGGAAAAGUAGAUUUUAGUGAAUUUGUUACUGCUUCAAUGAAUAGAGAUAAAUCUUUAAGUAAAAAAAAAAUAGAACAGGCUUUUAAAUUGUUUGAUUUGGAUGGAAAUGGUUUUAUUACUAAAUAAGAAAUUAAUGAAUUAUUUGGAAAUGAAAUUGAUGAAAAUAUGUGGUAAGACAUUUUGAAAGAUUGUGAUAUAAAUAAAGAUGGAAUGGUAUUAAUAUAAAUAUACUAUAAUUUAGAUAUCAAUGAAUGAAUUUGUUAAUCUUUUAGAAACAAAAAUUAAAAGAACACCAUAAUUGUAAUGA
Paramecium primaurelia is the source of this 1820-nucleotide messenger RNA. The record is from the annotation of a GenBank genome assembly. NCBI's taxonomy places the organism in Eukaryota, Ciliophora, Oligohymenophorea, Peniculida, Parameciidae.